This is a messenger RNA of Cynara cardunculus var. scolymus (artichoke), 2580 nucleotides long. RefSeq names its product TPR repeat-containing thioredoxin TTL1. The coding region runs from base 150 to 2201 and encodes 683 amino acids. Gene Ontology annotation, cellular component: cytoplasm. The transcript is spliced from 7 exons. The record is from RefSeq and is a predicted model, not a curated record. NCBI's taxonomy places the organism in Eukaryota, Viridiplantae, Streptophyta, Magnoliopsida, Asterales, Asteraceae. Gene Ontology annotation, molecular function: protein binding.
UCGUCGGUGGUUCUAUUUUAAUUUCCACCACCCACAUUGCUAACAUUACAGAGAGAAACCUUCAACCUUCGUCUCUGUGUGUGUGUGUGUGUUCUUCCUGCUUCUUUUGGAGUAAGUUUGAGAGAGAAAGAAAUAACCAGCCUUAAAAAAUGGCGGAUUCCGGUAAACCCAUCUCGGAACUUGGGCUUCUUCAUACACUCCCCGGUCGCCUGAAGUUGCUUGUUUCCGACGCCGACAAUACUAACAAGCCCGACUUCCGUCAACUGGAUUUGGGUUCGCCUGUUUCGCCGUUACGACCUCGACCCGCCAUUAGCAGCAGCUCUAGCUCAUCCGGGUCGGGGUCGGGUUCGGGUGGGAAUGGAAAUGGGUCUCACUUUCUUUCCACCUCUAGAAGGUCAGAUUCCGGCGAGUUAUCGGCUGAUAGUUCUCCGACGUCUUCAGUAGGUGGGUCUUGUUCAAAGAAGUCGACUCACUUCCGAUCCUAUUCCGCCGGAGGAACCGGUGGUCACCCGUUAAUCUACUCCGGCGGAAGCUCUGCAACUUCUCCGACCACCAAUGUGCUUCCGACCGGCAAUAUUUGCCCGUCGGGGAAGAUAUUAAAGACAGGUAUGAUGGCAAACCGGAGCUCCAAAACAGACGUAUUGAGUUUCGGAACCUGCAACUACGGCCAUGGCAGCAUAAUGCGAGGCGGUUCCGCCACUAAAACCGCCGUCGCCGGCGGCGGAACUGAAACCCCUUUUCCGAAUCCUCGAAGUUCGAGGAGAUCAUCAAUAGAUCCUGAAGAACUGAAAAGAAAAGGAAACGAAGAAUACAAAAGGGGACACUUUAUAGAGGCACUGAGUUACUACGAUCGUGCCAUAGCAAUCUCGCCGGAAAAUGCUGCCUACCAUUGUAACCGUGGAGCAGCAUUGAUGUCUUUGAAAAGAUUGACUGAUGCUGUGAAAGAAUGUGAUGAAGCCAUUAAAUUGGAUUCUGGAUACGUGAGAGCUCACCAUCGUUUAGGAUCUCUUCUUAUUAGUUUAGGGCAGGUGGAAAAUGCCAGGCGACAUCUUUGUUUUCCAGGGUCCCAACCGGAUCCAAACGAGCUCAAGAGAUUGCAAACAGUCGAGAGCCACUUAAGUAAGUGCACCACAUCUAGGAGGGUUCGGGACUGGGCUCGUGUUUUGAGGGAAUGUGAUGCUGCAAUUGUUUCCGGAGCCGAUGCUUGCCCUCAGCUAUUUGCGUGUAAAGCAGAAGCCCUAUUGAAGCUUAGUCGACUAGAUGAUGCCGAUUUAAGCCUUUCAAGCAUGCGUAAAUUCGAAGCAUCUUGCAGCCUCUCGUUUUCCCAACAAAAGUUCUUCGGGAUGGCUCCCCAAGCGUACCUUUUAUUUGUUUCGGCUCAAAUUGACAUGGCAAUCGGAAGGUUUGAGAAUGCAGUUACCACUAUCGAGAAAUCCGGACAGAUUGACCCUCGAAACGUUGAGAUUGCGGUUUUGCUUCAAAAUGUUAGGUCCGUUUCGAGAGCUAGAGCCUGUGGCAAUGAUUUCUUUAAGUCGGAAAGGUUUAAAGAAGCGUGUUCGGCUUAUGGGGAAGGGCUUAGGCUCGAUCCUUCGAAUCCAGUUCUCUACUGCAAUAGAGCCGCUUGUUGGUUUAAGCUCGGACAGCUGGAACGAUCGCUUGAUGACUGUAAUCAAGCGCUUCUUAUCCAUCCAAACUACACGAAAGCGCUUCUUCGUAGAGCUGCCAUAUACACCAAGCUUGAUCGGUGGGCUGAAUCGUUGAGGGAUUAUGAAGUGUUGAAGAGAGAGCUUCCAAAUAACAACGAGAUAGCCGAGUCUUUGUUCCAUGCUCAAGUCGCUUUGAAGAAAUCCCGUGGUGAAGAAGUAUAUAAUAUGAAAUUCGGAGGUGAAGUUGAAUCGAUUACGAGUCUUGAGCAGUUUAAAUCUGCAGUUGCUUCCACCGGAGCUUCCGUCGUUCUUUUUAAAUCAUCAUCCGAACCUCGAUGCAAGCAGAUUUCUCCGUUUCUGGACACCUUAUGCACCCGAUACCCAUCUAUAACGUUUCUUAAGGUUGACGUGGAAGAAAACCAAAAAAUUGCAAAAUCCGAAAACGUUGGCAUUGUACCCACAAUCAAGAUUUACAAAAAGGGCAACCGUGCGAAAGAAAUGGUGAACCCGAGUCAAGAAGCAUUGGAAUCAUCGGUCAAGCCUUACAGUUCCUAAAAGCAUCACCACAAUGGUAACUUCAUGAUCCACCCCCUUCACCACACAGAAUACUAUCGGGUUUUUUUACAUUUCGACUGUGUAAAAAGCGCCAUAAUCCGACCGUUUGGUGCCAAAAUUUGGGACCGACGUGAAGAGGAAAGCAGAGACGGUUGGGUUCGUUAGAAUUUUCGUAGUUAAAAUUACUAAAACACCAUUGGAAUGCUGUUCUGUUUCAUUCAUUUCUGGGUUAUUAGAAGUUGGAUUUGUAUGUGUAGUUUGUAGGUGUAUAUAUAUAUGUGAAGAUGGUGAUACAAACAACAAACCAAAAGGCAACUUUUGGAGGAAAUUGGAUUGUGGGAUUGUAUUUUGUGAUAUUUGGGGGUUCCUUUGAUUGAUC